Mycosarcoma maydis (corn smut) is the source of this 1842-nucleotide messenger RNA. RefSeq names its product putative H+-ATPase V1 domain catalytic subunit. Gene Ontology annotation, biological process: proton transmembrane transport; ATP metabolic process. The record is from RefSeq and is a predicted model, not a curated record. Gene Ontology annotation, cellular component: fungal-type vacuole membrane; proton-transporting V-type ATPase, V1 domain. Gene Ontology annotation, molecular function: ATP binding; proton-transporting ATPase activity, rotational mechanism; ATP hydrolysis activity. The transcript has a single exon. The coding region runs from base 1 to 1842 and encodes 613 amino acids. Lineage: Eukaryota; Fungi; Basidiomycota; Ustilaginomycetes; Ustilaginales.
AUGACCGACAAGAAGGAUCUGCCCAAGAUUCGCGAUGAGGAGCGAGAGCGCCGCUUUGGUACCGUCUUUGGUGUCUCCGGUCCCGUCGUUGUCGCCGAGAACAUGAUCGGAUCGAGCAUGUACGAGCUGGUCCGUGUCGGCCACGAUGAGCUCGUCGGAGAGAUUAUCAGAAUCGACGCCGAUAAGGUCACGAUCCAGGUCUACGAAGAGACUUCGGGUGUUUCUGUCGGUGACCCUGUGCUCAGCACUGGCAAGCCUCUCUCUGUCGAGCUCGGCCCCGGUCUCAUGGAGAACAUCUACGAUGGCAUCCAGCGUCCUCUCGAAGGCAUCAUGAAGAAGAGUGGCGGUAUCUACAUCCCCAGAGGUAUCAACACCCAGGCGCUCGAUCGUCAGCUCUCGUGGGAUUUCACGCCUGGUCAGCUCAAGAUCGGAGACCACAUCAGUGGAGGUGACAUCUUUGGUUCGGUGUAUGAGAACGCGUUGCUCAAGGACCACAAGCUCAUGCUCGGCCCUCGUGCCAUGGGCACUAUCACUCACAUCGCCGAAAAGGGCUCCUACUCGGUCGACGAUGUCGUACUCGAGACGGAGUUCCAGGGCAAGAAGCAAAAGCACACCAUGCUUCAGAUCUGGCCCGUACGAGCUCCUCGCCCAGUCGCCGAGAAGCUCACUGCUAACAACCCGCUGCUUACCGGUCAGCGUAUCCUUGACUCGCUCUUCCCCUGCAUCCAGGGUGGUACCACGGCCAUCCCUGGUGCUUUUGGCUGUGGUAAGACCGUCAUUUCCCAGGCUCUGUCCAAGUAUUCCAACUCGGACAUCAUCACAUACGUCGGUUGUGGUGAGCGUGGAAAUGAGAUGGCCGAAGUCCUUGCCGAGUUCCCGGAGCUUACGCUCAUGAAGAACGACGAGGAGUUCCCCAUCAUGAAGCGAACGACCUUGGUGGCCAAUACUUCCAACAUGCCUGUGGCUGCACGUGAGGCUUCCAUCUACACUGGUAUCACUCUUUCCGAGUACUUCCGUGACCAGGGUUACAACGUUGCCAUGAUGGCCGACUCGACCUCACGCUGGGCCGAGGCUCUGCGUGAGAUUUCGGGUCGUCUUGCCGAGAUGCCUGCCGAUUCAGGUUAUCCUGCCUACUUGGGUGCCAAGCUCGCCAGUUUCUACGAGCGUGCUGGUCGUGUCGCCUGUCUUGGUUCGCCAGAGCGUGAAGGUUCGGUCUCGAUCGUCGGUGCAGUAUCGCCUCCCGGUGGUGACUUUUCGGACCCGGUCACAUCGGCCACUCUGGGUAUCGUGGGUGCUUUCUGGGGUCUCGACAAGAAAUUGGCACAACGUAAGCAUUUCCCCUCGGUUAACUGGGAUGUUUCCUACUCCAACUACAUCAACGCGCUCGAGCCUUACUACGAAAAGAACCGUCCCGGCUUCAUCGCUCUGCGAACGACCGCCAAGAGCAUGCUUCAGAAGGACUCGGAUCUCGCUGAAAUUGUGCAGCUUGUCGGUAAGUCGGCGCUCGGCGAGGGUGACAAGGUGACGCUCGAUGUAGCCAAGAUCAUGAAGGACGACUAUCUGCAGCAGAACGGUAUUUCCGAGUACGACGCCUACUGCCCAUUCUACAAGACGUCGGGCAUGCUCAAGAACAUUGUCGACUUCCACAACCACGCACAGGCUGCCAUUGCCAACAACCCGGAUAUGACCUGGGCUAAGGUCAAGGAGCACUGCUCAGACGUCAUCUAUCAACUCACUCAGCAGAAGUUCGAGAGCCCCAAGGAUGGCGAGGAGGCCAUCACCAAGAAGUUUGACAAGCUCAACCAGGAUAUCGCUGAGGCAUUCCGCACUCUCACCGAUUGA